Messenger RNA from Anolis carolinensis (green anole), 2001 nucleotides. RefSeq names its product retinol dehydrogenase 8 (gene rdh8). The transcript is spliced from 7 exons. Lineage: Eukaryota; Metazoa; Chordata; Lepidosauria; Squamata; Anolidae. The coding region runs from base 205 to 1155 and encodes 316 amino acids. Gene Ontology annotation, molecular function: estradiol 17-beta-dehydrogenase [NAD(P)+] activity; all-trans-retinol dehydrogenase (NAD+) activity. Gene Ontology annotation, biological process: retinol metabolic process; estrogen biosynthetic process. Gene Ontology annotation, cellular component: cytosol; cytoplasm. The record is from RefSeq and is a predicted model, not a curated record.
AGUAUUUAUCUGUCUUUCUGUCUCCUUUCUCUCUCUUUCAGUUCUGCUCAGUUAAUGUUGGAACAUCGCUAUGGGGCAGAGAUAUUAUUAUUGACCACCUGAAUAUUAAUCCAACCAACCAGAGCACAUUCCUGGACCACCCACAGGGUACAUGGCUACAAGAAGUCCACAGAUACAGUCAGCACCAGUCCCUGCAGCUCAGCCAUGGCCAAGGCAACUCCGCGCACUGUGCUCAUCACCGGCUGCUCCUCGGGCAUCGGGCUGCGUAUGGCUGUGCAGCUGGCGCAGGAUCCUGGCAAGCGAUUUCACGUCAUUGCCACCAUGCGUGACCUGCGCAAGAAAGACAAACUGGAGGCAGCUGCAGGGGACACGCUCAACAAGACUCUCACCAUCCAGCGCCUUGACGUCUGCAAUGACGAGUCUGUAACUGAAUGUAUCAACAGCCUUCCUGGAAAACAGCUGGAUGUGCUAGUGAACAAUGCUGGUGUGGGACUUGUGGGCCCCGUGGAGUCCAUUUCCAUUGAUGACAUGAAGCGUGUCUUUGAGACCAACUUUUUUGGUGCCAUUCGGAUGAUCAAAGCUGUUCUCCCUGAGAUGAAGAAGCGUCAGAAAGGGCACAUUGUUGUCAUCAGCAGCGUCAUGGGGUUACAAGGUGUCCCCUUCAAUGAUGUCUAUGCUGCCUCCAAGUUUGCAAUGGAAGGUUUCUGUGAAAGCCUGGCUGUGCAGCUCCUCAAAUUCAAUAUCUUUGUAUCUAUGGUGGAGCCCGGCCCAGUGAAUACAGAAUUUGAGAUGAAGCUGAUGGAGGAAGUGGCACGUUCUGAGUUCCCAGGAGCCGAUGCUGCCACAGUGCGUUACUUCAAGGAGGUCUAUUUGCCAGCUUCGCAUGAGAUAUUCACCACCAUGGGCCAGACUCCUGAGUCAGUGGCUAAGGCAGUCGUGAAUGUCAUUGCAAAGGAGCGUCCACCCUUCCGGACACAGACAAAUACUCUAUACACUCCACUGGUAGCCCUGAAAUAUGCUGACACCUCGGGGGACCUCUCUGUCGGCACCUACUACAACCUACUUUUCCGCUUCACCGGCCUCUUCCACCUUAGCAUGAGUUGCCUCAAAUGCAUCACAUGCAGCUGUUUCCGGCGCAGGGUCACACCUGCCUGAGGAGAUGGUCACUGGGUAGCGGCACAGAGCAGAGCCCUGCCUUGGAUGAUCAAGGUUCAAGUAGAAGUACAUGAGACGUUUUGCCACAGAUCAGCACCCACCCUGGUUUGAAAACUACGGGGUUCCUGGGGACAUUGCAGAUGAGGAGCAGUGGAAAGGAGGGGAGGCAAUAAACUUGUCCAGGGUGUGGGUAUCAGUGGGCACCCUUCCUGAGCCAGGUGGCAGACCCCUACCCUGUGCAAGAUCAAGGCCAUGCAUUUCAAGUUAAUGGCACUAGAAUGUGUGUGCAUGGCUGAGAUGAUCAAAUUAUAAAGCUAAAGAGGAGGAAAUGGAAACUUAAGUUCUACUUUUGCUCUAUUUUGCAGAAAUAGAAUGAGGAGAAUAUAUUUUGAGCAUCAAUGGACUAUAAAAGUCCCACCAUACAUAUGUUGCUGAUUAUGUGCCAUCAAAGCCUCGAGUAAUAAAUGAGAUAUUUUCAAGUCACCCUGUCAUCAAAUGCCCAAACUCAGAGCUGUGACUUCCUUGAUAGAGUCUAUCCACCUGUAAUGUAGUUUUUCUCCUACUGCCUUCAACUUCACUAGGCUUUACAGUGCGACGCCCUCCCCCCAAGUAUUCAUGAAAGUUACAUUCCAAAACUUAUCUGAAAGUGUGGAUAAUAAUGAAACCUGUAUUUUGACUGUAUUGGUCAGGAAGCAUAGACUUGCACUGAAAAAUCUAGAGAAGCCAGUGAACAUUUCCAGGUGGGGAGAUACUUUAUGCAGCAUGGGUAAACAAAACAGUAGAUAUUGAUAAAUGAUAUUUAUCUCCUAGUUCAGAAGCAGGGAGUUUGUGACCCCCCCCCCCCCC